This is a messenger RNA of Styela clava, 3802 nucleotides long. RefSeq lists its product as uncharacterized. Lineage: Eukaryota; Metazoa; Chordata; Ascidiacea; Stolidobranchia; Styelidae. Gene Ontology annotation, biological process: regulation of transcription by RNA polymerase II. Gene Ontology annotation, cellular component: nucleus. Gene Ontology annotation, molecular function: protein dimerization activity; RNA polymerase II cis-regulatory region sequence-specific DNA binding; DNA-binding transcription factor activity, RNA polymerase II-specific. The record is from RefSeq and is a predicted model, not a curated record.
UUUUAUUAGAUUGAUGUUAAUGAGGAAAGGAAGUGUUUCAUUAAAUUGAAAAAAGACUUGACCGUAUUUCUAGCGAUUUGUUUAUCGGCGGAUGCACAUACACUCGUAUCACCAGCUGUGCACUCCGCUGAGCCUCGUGUUUCCCGCCAUACUUUUUCAACCAAACGAAACGCAGAAAAGUUCUACAGCUGGUGUGCCUGGUCGUACUUUUUAAGGUCCGUAUUCACGGAACGUGGAAAAGAAAUAUCGGAUUAUCAAAUAGACUAUUAUUGAAAACGGAAAUUAUACCAAAUGGAUCUACAUAACUCAUUGACAAGUCAAAGCAUGACUCAAACUGUCAGAAUGGUUACAAAUUCUCAACCGGGCUCCAUGCCCAUGAGUCACGUUUUAAGUGGAUAUUCUACAAUUGACAAUAAUCAACUUCAUCAACCCACCCCAGGAUUGGUUACGACAUUUCUACCUGCACAAACUAUUCCAAGCUGUGACAAUAACAAUGCUGCUGUUGCAGUUCCAGUCACAUCAGAUGGCACAAUGCGGCCAAUGAGUCACCUUAUUCUUCAAUCACCAAAAAUUGAGCAAGGACAGAGAGACCAAGAAAGAAGAAUAAGAAGGGAGAUUGCAAACAGCAAUGAAAGAAGGAGAAUGCAAAGUAUAAACGCUGGUUUCAAAUCCCUUAAAACUAUUCUUCCACACACAGAGGGAGAGAAAUUAAGCAAGGCUGCGAUAUUGCAACAAACUUCAGAAUACAUCACACAACUUGAAUCUGAUAAGUUAAAGUUGAUUCAUCAAAAUGAAAAACUCAGGCGUGCAUUCACAGAAUGUAAAUGUCAUGCAUCGAAGUUUCGAACUAUUGGAGAUAUUUUUGAUAAGGAUGAAGGAAUUGGUAGUCCGGCAGAAGAAGACUGUGAAGAUAUGAGACGGGUACUCAUUGAAGUGAAACAACAGCUCGAUAAGGAAAGAAGAACGCGGCUGUUAUAUGAGGAACAGAUUCGCAAUCUGGAAAGCCAACUUUAUCCUGAUCGAAUUCAGGCAAUGAAGUUAUCAAGUAGUGACGAACGAAGAAGUUCAUCAGAGUACAGCCCGGGAUUGAUACUUCCUGCCAAGCAAAAUAACAACAGCAACAAACUUCAGCCUUGUGCUCGCCCAUUGCUACCAUCUCAACCGCAGUUAACAAAUAAAACUGAACCUAAUGACAUUUUAACAUUACCACAUGUCUCCGCCAGCCAAGUGACAUCUAUGUCAAUAUUAACCACCCCGACCAGUAUUUUACAACAACAUGAACACCCACCUACAAUAGAUAUACACCCACCUACAAUAGAUGUACAGUGCCAUCAACCACAAAUGAGUAACAGCAAAUUCAGAAAAGUAUCGCGGGAUAGUGAUACAAAAGGGUUGACCUCUCCUCCAAUGUCUGAACAUUCUAUCACUAUUUUCUCUCACUCAACGAAGUCGAAUCAGCCUUUGAAAAAACGUGCUAUCGAAAUUCAUCAAAGCUUUGUAGAGGCGAGUAAUGAUCCAGUAUCCCUGCAACCAGAAAGGAAAGUAGCGAAAAUAACAAUCGACCAGCCUCCUGAUAUUGGAACAAGAGAUUUUUUGCCACCGACUCUUCCACCAAUUUCUGUUGAUAACAAUAUACAAUCACCGUCUAUACUAGGAACGCCGCCCACGUCACACCCAAGUACUGCUGCUGCUCUCCAGUUUCAUCAACCAAACUCUGUGAUGUCUACACACGCAGUGUCACUAUCAAAUCACUCUGACGAAAUUUUAUCAAGUAAAGUAAAAACGACAUCAAAUUUGCCCCAUGGUAUAGUGGAAAAAGCAAAAUCAUACCUAGCAGGGUUAAGUGGUUUGCAAACUUCCCGAUCGCCUGUAAGUACCCAUUCUGAUAUGAUAAUUCCAGUCGUCUCGCACAAUGUAAGUAUGUCACAUUCAUCAAACGAAACAGUUAAGACACAUCUAGUCUCCAGUCAGAUUCCCGAGAUUAGGGAGGUUCAUGCUCCACAGAGAGAAAACCAUCAUUCACACCCUACUGGAUUUCCCAUGUACUUUGCUGUCGGAUCACAAAGUCAUAGCAACAGUACAAACAUUGCCUAUGUACAGCAAGAUGGGGUGUCUCCAAAACUAGGGUGCGUCCAACUUGCGCCUUCUUACAACCGGUCCCACUUUAUUGUGGCACCAGUUAGCAACCAGGGUCCUGGUGUACUGGUUACCAAUCCCAUGCAAGAUCAAGUGAUGUCUGUACCAACGACGGUGCUACCAGGCCUGCAGGUGGUUAACCAGCCAUUCACCAAUUCUCCUGUGCUCCUACCAAACAUUCCUUCAAAUUCGGUAUCGUUUCAACCAAGCCCUUCACAACCAUCCUUACCAUUGCCUAUGCUUCCUGUACUUUCUCAGUCAAUUACGAUUCAGCCAACACCUUCGGUUCUGCAUUCUACGAAUCUGCCCAAGUUUCAAAACACUUUGAAAAAGAUACCGAACUCAUCCAGGGAACAACAAACUACAACACAAACCUUACUUUGCUAUGGACAACCUGAAAUAACACUCAAUCAAUUGAACGCAGUUCCUAACUUGCUCGCUCCUCCACGUGGAUUGCAUCAACCGAUUCUGCUGCCUGUAAGUUCGUCACUUGUGCAACAAAUUGGUUCGAAUUCGCCAUCGUAUGGAAGUCCAGCGAUGCCAGAAGCUGUUCUACCUACAAGGCCAGCUACAUUUUUGAAUUCUUCGGUCAUGAGAUGCAGAAAGUCAUCCCUGAGUGCAACAGACAGCUGCAGCACAGCUAGUGCCAGUGGCGCAGAGGAAGAGGAAAUUCGAAACCCACUGCUUGAGGAUCCAGAUAGUCAGUCAGGAGAAAAUGUACCAACGAUAAAGUUGUCGAAUUCAAAGCCCGCUAAAGAAGAAAGUCCCUCGAAAUCUCAAACAACGGAAGGGGUUGCUGCAUAUGACGAGGUCCCACACAAUUCAUCUGGUACACCAGAAAAAAUCUCUGCUCCGCAAGGUAUCGAUGUUUCCGACUCGAAUUCUCCUGCAAAACAAUCAACUGUAUCAGUUCCGUCUGUUGUGGCUGGUUCUCCACCUGUAAUACGGCGAAUUGAUGCUAUUCAGACAAGACGAAAUUUAGAAACAAUUGUUCAGGCGAUUGAUCAUCUCGAGCAGCAAGAACGCAGAAACUCGCAAGAUAGAUGUGAAGUACCUAACGAAGCAUCAUCAACAUCGACACAGAAAAAAUCUUAGCAGAAAGUGUCUGCAAAGAUAUAUAUUUAUAUGUUCCAUUGCUUUGUUCCGAGACGUCGCGGAAAGGGAGAAAUUCAAGUUUUCUUAAAGUUGCCAUUCGCCUGUAAUGGGAUGGACCGAUUGGUAACAUGUUGGCUUUACGCCAUAGGUGCUGCUUCUAUAUUGUUGAAAUAUUUGAGACAUCGACUAAUACAUUUCUUUCGAGCCCACAAUGUGAGACGGCUUCAUUCACCGUGGAGUCUUCUGUGAAGAAAACUGUAAUAAAAAUGCUGCUCGCGAUGGAGACUACUUUUUGACAUUUGUAUUAUUUUUUUACAACCUUGUGCCGCUGUAUUUCGCAGUCAAAGUUUGACAUUUUUCAUCUAAUAAAGUUCAUCUUCGAUUUCUUUUUUGGUGAUUUUCUUUUUCCUUUUCUUUAUUUCUUUUUUUCGAUUCUGCCGUUGCACCACUGGCGCUCUCUAAAUAGACGUUGAAAGUUUGAAAAACUUCGAAAGUUCAUUUUUUUUGUGAUCGUAGUGUUCGUACAAUACAUGUAUAUUUAUCUUCAUAAAUAAAGUCAGAAAUCAAAUUA